AGAGAGCGAGAGGGAGAGAGAGUGUGUGUGUGUGUGUGUAUUCUCCCUCCCUCCACCUCUGCCUGGCUGUCAGCUCUCUUCGACCACGUAGCAGCUUCCUGGCAGCGGCAGCCGCUUGUCUCUUCUCCCUCUCUCUCUCUCUCUCUCUCUCUCUCUCUCUCUCUCUCUCACACACACACACACACACGCACCAGCAGCAGCUCAUGUAGAACCACGUAGCACCGGCUUUGGGAUUCUAACCAUCGACAGCAGCGGCCGAAGCGGCGAUGGACCUCUUUGAAUUAGACUUUUUCAGGGACUGGGAGCUGGAGCAGCCGUGCCAUCUUGAGUCGGAGCGCAGUGCUCUGAAGAGGAGAGAGUGGGAGAGGAGGAACCAGGAGGUCCAGCAAGAUGAAGACUUGUUCUCAACCGGAUUUAACCUCUUUGGAGAACCGUAUAAAACUAAUAAGGGCGAUGCAUUGGCCAACCGAGUCCAGAACACCCUGGGCUCCUAUGAAGAAAUGAAAGACCUGCUAACCAGCCACUCCAACCAGAGCCACUUGGUGGGAAUCCCCAAAGGCAGCGCUACGAGCAACAACCAGCAGCAAGCGGCGGGCUCCUCCGCCGCCGACAGAUCGGCCACAGAGUCCCAGCUGUUCAACGAGGCCUGGAGAGGAGCAGCAGGCGGUGGAGGAGGAGGAGGAGCAGAGGGAAGCGGGGAAAAGAGGACGGGAAGCGGCGCGCUGUCGUCAGCCUCCAUGCAGCCGCCCGCCGUCGUCACGUCGUUAUCGAACGCGCCGGCGGCCCCGCACCAGAACGUGAAGAAGUCGAGGAACACCAUGGAGUGGUCGAAGGGAGGUCAAGUGACCGGCCUGGUGGUAGGGUCAGGGGCGCCGGGACAAAACGGACAGGGGCAGGUCCCUGCGGCCGCGGCGGCCAGCCGGGGCAAGAUGGGUCUUUUAGAGGAGCAGCAGCUGCAAAGGCACGAAGAGCUGUUCAGCUCUCUCAAAGAUGAACUGGGUCUGAAAGAGGAAUCAAGCCCUUCUUCCUCGUCUUCAUCCUCUUCCUCGUCCUCUUCCAGAAGGCAUUCGUCCAAAAGCCAUUCCCUACCAGAUGGCGGCAACUUUCGGUCCUCCACUGUAGACGGUUGCCACUUUAAGUCUUCCUCCAGCGUGGAAAAUGUCGGAUCUUUCAAAACCUCCCCGUUCGAAAAUGAAACAACUUCUCACCUUUCCUUGUCCUCCUCCCCGCUGGCUUCCACCUCUGUUCUGACCACCCCCACGCCCGGUCUGACCACCCCCACGUCUGGUCUGACCACGCCCACUUUCCCACCCGGCUGCCUCUCGGGGAAGCCGAUCGCUAUCCAGCAGAAGCCCACGGCGUACGUUCGACCAAUGGACGGCCAGGACCAGGCGCCGAGUGACUCCCCGCAGCUUAAGCCCCCUCCGGUGGCAACAGAGGGGUUUAGCAGCAGCCAAUCUUUUGGAGGAACGUCUGGAAACGCGAAGAACAAGCUGCCAAAACUGAACCUCAGCCACACGGGAGAGGUCAGUCUGCCAAACGACUCCAGCUGCGUUGAAGAGAUUUUGCGGGAGAUGACCCAUUCAUGGCCUCCUCCGCUCACGGCCAUACACACACCCGGGAAAGCCGACCAGACCAAGUUCCCCAUCCCAAACAAGGAGACCCAGCAUGUGACCUCAGCCUACAACAUCCAGAAGAGAUGUACGGUGUCGGCUAACAAACCCGCUGCUAAACCGUCCGCCGCACCGCAGAAGUCGAUGCUGGAGGACGACCUGAAGAUCAGCAGUGAUGAAGAAGAAGCUGAACAACAGGUGUCUGACAACACCAAAGCCAGAAGCGCAGCGCUGAGCGGUGCGUCAGGGAGCAGCAGCGAAUCGGAGAGCAGCUCCGAGUCUGACACGGACGAGUCGGAAAGCAGCUCCAGUGACAGCGACUACAACCAGGCUUCCCGUACAAACAGUCCAGAGCCAGAGCCCCCUUCCACUAACAAGUGGCAACUGGACAGCUGGCUGAACAAAGUCCAGGCUCAGACCAAACCGCUGGUCCCUGCACAGCAGGAGCAUCAUGGCGCAGGCUCCAUCAGCCAGGAUCCGCAAACAUUUUCUCCCAGGAAUGAAGCACCAGGAGUGGGCACCGCUGCCAAGACCAAGCCCUGUGGGUCCAGCAGCACACCUGUUUCCGCUGCUCCCGCGGCGGAGCACAAAGACAGCAGGACCGGCUUCUGCCCGGGCAGGGAGAAGGCCAAAGCCAAGCUGGGCCAGAAGGCCUCAGGGGAGGGUCAGAGGUCGAAGAUGAGGCUGUCGCCAGGCCUGUUGUCGGGGCAGGAGGUCCAGGCCCCGAGGAGGAACACCACCGGGAAGAAGCAGCCGCACCGGGCCGAGAGGUCCAGCAGCGUGGAGGAGAACCAGAACCAGGCAUGGAGCCGGACCAACCAGCACAGCCCUGCGGCGAGAGAGAAGGACCUGUUGCCGCCUCUCCUGGAGCACCAGAACCCCCCCAGGCUGCGGGGGAAGCCUCUCAGCGGGAAGACGGCCCCGAGGAAAGAGCCUCGCAGCGCCACCAGCUCAGCCACUCCACCAGCAGCGCUGCAGCAGACCCCCGCACCUCUUCCUGCUGUCACUGUGAACCAGGAUAAGAGGAAACACAGAGGUCCCAGCACCAAAAUCACACCGAAGUCCAGGGAAUUCAUCGAAACGGAUUCCUCCUCCUCCUCGUCGGAAUGCCAGUCGGACGGCGAGGAAGCCACCAAGAUCCCGUCUCUGCCAGCCCAGACGACGCGCUCGGCCAUCAGCGCCCAUAUGCUGGUCAACGCGCACAACCACGCGCCUCUGCUCCCGUGCCUCGGCUCUGCCACAGGGGCGGGAAGUCUGGGCACGUUCGCCGGAACUGGACUCCGAGUCAAAGACGGCGUCGGCGUAGUCGGCAACGGCAACCUGCUGAGCAUCAGCAACAUAGGUGCUUCCUUUGGGAACUCGGUUCCAGAUCCUGGAGGGUCCGGAGGGCAGGGGAAGGAUGCGGAGCCCGCGUCACCGCCGUCAAACUCGGGACACGACGUGGCUCUGUCCCCUCUGAGGGAAUAUCACGAGGUUCAGAGUUUGUGGGUGAAAAUCGACUUGAGCUUCCUCAGCAGGGUGCCGGGGCAGACGGCGGGGGAAAGAGCCAGGAUCAGAGUUGUAGACCGGGAAGGGAACGCGGGGAGGGACAGAGAGAGGCAGAAGCUGACGAAAGGGGAGAGACAAGAAGAAGAAAAUGAGCAUUUAGUGAAGGACAAAGAAAGGCAAGGAGACCGGGAGAGACAGACUGACAGAGAGGACAGGGAGAGGUUUGGAUUUGGGGAAAGGGAGAGGACUGUGGCGAGGGACCGAGAGAAGAUUAGUCAGGGCAUGGGGGUACUAGAUAACCCCCCUGGGCAGGAGCAGGGUAAUCCCAGGCUGGCUGGGAGGACGGAGAGACUGGAGAGCGGAGGUAAACACAGAAGGCUGGCGGCCGCAAACAUGGUGGCUCCCACAGAAAAACACACCAGCAAGAGCAAGAGGAAACACAAGUUGGACCACGGAGAAUCAUCGGUCAAGUGUAAUCAGAAGCUGCGCCUGGACAAAGACUGCCUGCUCCUCCCACCAUGCAUCUCUCCAAUACACAACCACAAGAGCGGCUCUGCAGACGGCUCUCUGAACAGGAAGCAGACCCGGCGGCGUGACGACAAGCUGCUGCCCCCGCUGCUGUCGCCGCUGUCCGAUGAGCCCCCCCGCAAGCGGGCCUGCGACGGCGGCCCCUUCCUCGCCGAGGAGGCCGGUGCGGUGGGGAUGCUGCCCUGCUCGGCGUCCUCUGCCGCCGCCUCGUCGCACAGACACCAACGGGGCGAAGGGAAGGCGACGGCACACGCUAGAAACGGCGGGGACAUGGACUCCCACUGCGAUAAACCUGGCGGAGAUGGUUACCAUGCCAACGGCCACUCGGACGCCGAGGUGUGGUCCGAGGCGAUGAUGGACCAGUCCGAACCGCGAAGGCCGAGACUGUCGUUCACCGACACAGUCCACAGUGCAGAGUACUACAUGCAGGAAGCAAAGAGGCUGAAGCACAAGGCCGACGCUUUGACGGACAAAUUUGGGAAAGCAGUGAACUACGCAGACGGCGCCCUCUCCUUCAUAGAGUGCGGGAACGCCAUGGAGCGAGAUCCGCUGGAGGCCAAGUCGCCGUACACCAUGUACUCAGAGACGGUGGAGCUCAUCAGGUACGCCAUGAGGUUGAAGAACUUCACCAGCCACUCGGCCACCGUCUUGGAGAAGAGACUAGCUGUUCUGUGCAACCGCUGUCUGUCUCUGCUGUAUCUGAGGAUGUUCCACCUGAAGAAAGACCACGCUGUCAAGUACUCGCGCUCGCUCAUGGACUACUUCAAGAAUUCGGCGAAGAGUUCCCAUCAGGCCCCGUCUCCUUGGAGGAGCAACGGAAAAGUCAACGGGACGCCGUCGCCUCUCUCACUCAGCCCGUCUCCUGCCGGCAGCGGAGGAGCAACAGCAACAGGAGGGGGAGGGGCAUCGGGGUCGUCCAGUAGCGUGGCGAUCCCCCAGCGGAUCCACCACAUGGCCGCCAGCCACGUCAACAUCACCAACAACAUCCUGAGGAGCUAUGAGCAAUGGGAGACGGCCGACAGGCUGGCCGCCGACAGCAGAGACUUCUUCCAGGACUUGGACUCGGCGAUGGGGGGGGCUCUGAGCCAGCAGAGCAGCAUGGUGGAGCUGGUGCGCUACAUCAGGCAAGGACUGCACUGGCUGCGCUCUGAGGCGCAGCUGCUCUAGAGACUGGAGCAAAGCAGCGGGAACUAGAGCCGACAUGAGACCCAUCCCACUGCAACCCCCUCAAACCACACACACACACACACACACACACACACACACACACAGAGAGCGAGGAUGAUAACUGGGCCCAAAUUCCACCGCAGUGAUCCAGGUGAAACACCCGAUGAGACGCAGAACACGCCCAAACCCUCUGUUAAGAUAACCAACAGAAAGAAGCUAAAAGUUAUUAUUUUUUUUGAAGACGGUUCAUUUUCUAGAAGAUAAGUGAGCGUCUGAUGUGAUUAAGGCAGCUAAAUGUGGCAGAGAGCUGAGCAGAGGAGCAGCAAGGCGUCAGUGAUUGGGUCUGGAUCUAAAGCCUCAGGCUGAUAUCGAUCCGGCUGGAGGAGAAGCCGUCCAAUCUAUCAGAUAAGGACCACAGUGGUGAGGGGAAAGAGGCCAACCUAUGACCCCCACACACUCCCUGAGCCAGAAUCAAAGCAGGCCCGACUCAGUACCUCGACUGGAGCCGAAACCUGCCGCCGUUGAGUCCAGACGGUUCUGAUUGGAUUUGUAUUACAAUGGUGUUAAACACAGAUAUUCUUAAUAUUUAAAGUGAAAAAUCCCACUGAUUCCAAAGGACAUAUUUAGCACUUACAGGACAUGUGUCAAACCCGUGGCCUGAGGGCCACAUCCGGUCCACUGUAGUCUUUUAUGUGGCCCUCUAGACUCCAGAGGGACGCGUGAUCACAACCUUUAACAUAAUCUUCUCAAAUACUCAUCAGUCGAAUCAUCAAAGCAGUUUUUCUGGAUACUGCGAAAUUACAUCAAUCAGUCCCUCCAGCUUUUUGCAAUGCCAUAAAAAUUCACAAAAAAUUGUGAAGUUUAUUACAAAUUUUACCCAAAACGUUGAAAAACUUUACGCUUAAGAGACUAACUCCCAGCUGCAGGUAGCAGUAUGUCUUACUUUUACUACACUGCUGCCUCAGAUUUACUUGAUGUCAAGUUACAGGCCAUAUGGCGAAUAAAGAAAAUAAAAACCAUCAGAUAUAAACUCAAAUAUUUCUAAAUUAGCUCAGAUUUUGGUAGCAAAAAAAAGUCCUGGAUGGACUGAUCAGAGAGAAAAGGUGUUCAAUAUGCUUACAUUUCAAGAAGAACUUAUUGAACACAGAGACAGCUGUUAAUUAAUAUUUUAACAAUUAACGGGUAUCAUCAAUACAUUCUGGCAUGGUUCUUUGAGAACAUUCAUAAUCUUGAUGCUCUCCAAAAUGAAAAUGAGUUUGACCUCCCUGAUGACGGUAUGAAGUUGACAAAUCGUAGUAACAUCCGAAAAGGAAGGAAGGAAGUGACACUGUCUUUUUAAUUAAAGCUGCUAGCCUAAUGCAGCAACAUCUCAGUUUGCUUUGCCUUUUUUUUUUUUUUUUUUACGUAUUUUAAGUAAAAUAAAAGUCUGGGUUAAUCCGAUGACAUCACGUCAGGCACAGAGCAACUUACCGGUUUUCACGUUUUUUUAUUGCUAUUCUUUCUUAUUCUGACGUUUUUAAAACAUUCAUCUGUGUUUUUAUUUCUGUUUAAGUUCAAAUGAUUCUCAUCUUCUUCUUAGUUUGCUUCAGUUUGUAUCCAUAAAAUUUAGCAAAUUAGAAUUACGAAAAUAAAUUAGCUUAAUGGAAACACGCCGACUUCUAAAAACUCUCGUUUUUCA
This is a messenger RNA of Xiphophorus couchianus (Monterrey platyfish), 6474 nucleotides long. RefSeq names its product AF4/FMR2 family, member 2 (gene aff2). The transcript has 26 exons. The record is from RefSeq and is a predicted model, not a curated record. NCBI's taxonomy places the organism in Eukaryota, Metazoa, Chordata, Actinopteri, Cyprinodontiformes, Poeciliidae. Gene Ontology annotation, cellular component: nucleus; nuclear speck. Bases 267 to 4796 code for a protein of 1509 amino acids. Gene Ontology annotation, biological process: regulation of RNA splicing. Gene Ontology annotation, molecular function: G-quadruplex RNA binding.